Messenger RNA from Camarhynchus parvulus, 864 nucleotides. RefSeq names its product fibrinogen-like protein 1-like protein. Lineage: Eukaryota; Metazoa; Chordata; Aves; Passeriformes; Thraupidae. The transcript has 4 exons. The coding region runs from base 1 to 864 and encodes 287 amino acids. The record is from RefSeq and is a predicted model, not a curated record.
AUGGACAGGGUAUCCAGAUCUCUCCAAGCUACCCAGGGCCUUUGUCUCCUGCUUUUGACCUGCCUGCUGGCCCUGGCAGCAUCUUUUCCUGAUGUUGACAUAAGGAACUUGUACCUCCUCAAUGGCACGAUGGAUGACAUUAUGAAUGCUCCCCCAGAGUCCUCCCAGCUUGAUGAUGGUGAUGGACACGUCCGGCAGGCCAGGGACAUCGCGCACCACCCACCAGUGAGCCAUGGGUGGCCCAAGGACUGCAGUGAGAUCCCCCGGGGGAGCCACAGCGGCGUGUACAUCAUCCAGCCCAAAGGGCUGCACCACCUGGUGGUGUACUGCGAGAUGAACGUGACCCACGGGGGCUGGACCGUCAUCCAGAGGAACCAGAGGGACACCCCUGUCACCUGGGCCGAGGCCUGGAGCACCUACAAGUUCGGCUUCGGGAACGUGCGCACCGAGUACUGGCUGGGCACCGAGUACAUCCACCAGAUUGCCAAGCAGAAGGUCUACCAGGUCAGGUUUGUCAUCCAGGACUCUGCAGACAACCUCAGCUUCGCAGACUACAACCUGUUCAGCGUGGAGGACGAGGAGCACGGCUACCGCCUCAGGCUGGGCUCCUACAACGGCACAGCCGGGGAUGCCAUGACCUCAGACAAUCCCAACAACAUGCACGACAACAUGAAAUUCUCCACAAAGGACCAGGACCAGGACACUUACAGUAAGAACUGUGCCUACAGCUACGAGGGAGGGUGGUGGUACUCGUCCUGUUACUCCGUGCGGCUGAAUUACAAGGGGGGCCUGACAUGGGGCAACCUGUGCAAGGGGAACUGCAAAUCCUCUCUUAUCCUCAUUAAACCAGCUUCUUAUUGUUAG